AUGGAUUGCUGGGAGCUCCUGCUGGUAGCCUGGAUCACUUGCUUCUUCAGUCUGCCCAGUGAUGGCUUACAAAGGAUUCCCCUCAAGAAAAUGAUCUCAGCCAAAGACAGAUUGAAGUUGAAUCGCAAUCUCUUGGGGAAGAUAAACAAAGACGAGAACUUCUUGCACAAUAAAAUAUUCUCUGUUGUUCUCACCAAUUAUGAGGAUACCCAGUAUUAUGGUGAGAUCAGUAUUGGCAGUCCACCCCAAAAGUUCAAAGUCGUUUUUGACACUGGCUCUUCUGACUUCUGGGUGCCCUCCAUCCUUUGUAGCCCAUUCAACAAAGUGUGUGAGUUUCACAACCAAUACGACUCUACAAUAUCCCACACUUACAAAGAGAAUGAGUCUGAAUUUAUCAUUCCUUAUGCAUCGGGCUGGGUUGAGGGCUUCCGGAGCCAGGAUAUACUGAAUAUUGGUGGAUUGAAGGUGACUCAGUUAUUCCUUGAGGUCACAGCACUGUCUCUGAUACCCUUUGGACUGACUGGGUUUGAUGGAAUCCUUGGCCUGGGGUACCCUAAGGGGGCAAGGAGCAGAAUCACUCCAGUCUUCGACAACAUAAUGGCCAAAAGGGUGUUUGAGGAAGAUGUCUUCUCUAUCUACUACAGCAGGAGUUCAGGGCAGAAAGCUGGAGAGCUGAUACUCGGAGGCAGUGACCCCAACUAUUACAAAGGGACCUUCCACUACAUCAAGACCAGCCACCCAGACUUCUGGCAGAUCCACAUGCAAGGGGUGGCUGUCAAGUCUCAUGUGGUGUCCUGCGAAGAAGGUUGCACUGCAGUGGUGGACACAGGAACAACCUUCAUCACAGGCCCAAUCGACUCCAUAUGGACACUGAUGAUGAUAAUUGGAGCUAUGGAACAGGAGCAAGAGUAUUUUGUAAAAUGUGAUCAGAAAAUCAGACUCCAGGAUAUUGCUUUCAAAUUUAAUGGCAAGGACUUCACACUCCAAGGUUCUGACUAUGUCUUAGAGGAUGUAAAACGCAAAGAUCAGAUGUGCCAGUUGGCCUUCCAUGGCAAGGAUGUAGCUAAACCAAUAGGACCUGUGUGGGUCCUGGGAGCAACCUUCAUCCGAAAGUUCUACACGGAAUUUGACCGGCAUGACAAUCGCAUUGGUUUUGCCUUGGCAGCCUGACCAAUCUCUGCCCACAUCCCUGUUGGAUCCUUUCUCCCUGUUGUGCUUCCAUCCUUGGAACUGGGGCAAGUCCCUCCAUCAAGCUCUCUAAUCCUGCAGACCACUGUUAAUCUUCUGCCUUAACUGAGAAUAAAGUUUCAUUGCUGAAA
This is a messenger RNA of Gracilinanus agilis (Agile Gracile Mouse Opossum), 1319 nucleotides long. Its product is annotated as renin-like. The record is from RefSeq and is a predicted model, not a curated record. Gene Ontology annotation, molecular function: aspartic-type endopeptidase activity. NCBI's taxonomy places the organism in Eukaryota, Metazoa, Chordata, Mammalia, Didelphimorphia, Didelphidae. Gene Ontology annotation, biological process: angiotensin maturation. The transcript is spliced from 9 exons. Bases 1 to 1170 code for a protein of 389 amino acids.